GCGCUAAUACAACACGCGGUUUGUAAGUUUUGAGUACGAGUGAAUUUAUUUAAGGUUUUAGCUGUGAAGUUAAAGUGUGGAAAAAUUGAAUAAAUAUGAAAUUGUAUUGUUUAAGUGGGCAUCCAAACAAAUCAUGCAAUGUUUUAAAAUUCAAAAACACCACCAUUAUGUUAGAUUGUGGUCUUGAUGCAAUGUCAGUUCUUCACUUUUUGCCACUCCCUCUUAUUCCAAGUUCUAGAUUAGCUAAUCUUUCAACUUGGAUACCUCGCAAUUCUAAUGAUGCUCAGUUAGAAGGAGAAUUAAGAGAAUGUGCCGGAAGAGUAUUUAUUGAUAGUUCACCAGAAUUUUGCUUACCUGAGGUUGGAAUUAUUGAUUUUUCUGAAAUUGAUGUCAUAUUAUUAUCAAAUUAUCAAAGUAUGAUGGCUCUUCCAUACAUUACUGAAGGAGGUGGUUUUAAUGGAACUGUCUAUGCUACAGAACCAACUUUACAAAUAGGAAAGCAAUUUAUGGAAGAAUUAGUUAAUUAUAUUGAAAGAACACCUAAAAUCAAAGUGGCAAAGAAAUGGAAGCAACCAGAAAUUUUAAAAACUUUACCUCCACCUUUUGAUUCUAUAAAACCAAGAACAUGGAGACAGAUUUACACAAUGAAAGAAGUUAACAGUAGUUUAGCAAAGGUCAAAGUUGUUGGUUAUGCUGAAAAAUUGGAUAUUUACGGAGUCUUAAAUGUUUCUGCUGUAAGCUCAGGAUAUUGUUUAGGAAGUUGCAAUUGGAUAAUAAGUAGUAAUCAUGAGAAGAUUACUUAUAUAUCUGGUUCGUCAACUUUAACUACUCAUCCAAAACCAAUGGAACACACUCCACUUCGUAAUUCGGAUGUUUUAAUAAUGUCUAGUUUGACUCAAACUCCUUUAGCUAAUCCAGAUAAUAUGCUUGGAGAACUCUGUAUAACUAUAGAGUUGCAUUUAUGGCUCUCUCAAAGUAAACAGUCUAAAGUAUAUUUACCAGAAGAGCCAUUUCCUCAUGCUCAGUUAAUUCGAAAUGGGAGACUAAAGCAUUUUCCAAGUAUUUGUGUUGAAAAUUUUAGUACUGAAUUUCGAACUCCUUGCAUUGUUUUUGCCGGUCAUCCAUCUUUAAGAUUUGGAGAUGCAGUUCAUUUUAUGGAAUUAUGGGGUGGCUCUUCUAAUAAUAUUGUUGUAUUUACAGAACCAGAUUUUCCAUAUUUGGAAGCUGUAGCCCCUUUUCAACCAUUAUCUAUGAAAGUCGCACAUUAUCCAAUUGAUACAAGUUUAAGUUUUAAUCAAGCAAAUAAAUUAAUCAGAGACUUGAAACCGACUCAUUUAAUUGUCCCUGAACAGUACAUUGUUCCUCCGCCUCUACAACAUCAUAGGACAGAUUUAGCUUUGGAAAGAGAAUUUCCUAUAAUAUCAUAUAAAAGAGGCGACGUCUUGCAGAUUCCAAUUAAAAGACGCUAUGAGAGAUUGUAUAUGGAUGCCGAGUUAGCAGCUUCUUUGAUGCCAACUGAAGUAAAACCAGGUGUUGCCAUGAUGACCGUAACAGGUUUAUUAACUGUUAAAAAUAAUAAAUAUAUUUUAAAGCCUUUGAUACAAUCAAAUCAAUCUAAAAAAAGGAAAAAUGAAGAAGAAUAUGGCUAUCCUUCCAAUUAUGCCUGGGGAACAUUAGAUGUGCCUCAUUUUUCCCAAAAAUUAACAAAGGCUGGAUUUGCAGAUGUAAAACUUGAAGAAAGUCCUAAUGGCUAUAUUGUUCAUAUGCAACACGAAGAUACAUUAAUUCAAGUGGAAGAUCACUCCACUCAUAUUAUUUGUCAAGGAGAUUCUACAAUUAGGACCAGAUUGAGAGAUUUACUCUUGCAAUGUCUGAAGAAGUUUUAAUUAUUUUAAUGUUAACGAAGACAGCAAGAAUUAAUAAUUUAUUUAAAGUAAUAAAUUUAUUUUUUUAUAAAAUUUGAAUGAAUUUCUUCUUAUGAUUUUGGAAAGAGCAUAUUUAUGACGACGUAUUUAGUUAUUGUUUAAUCUAAUAAACUCUUCCACCCCAUGUCUUUGCAGAUAUAUAAUUGUGAAAUUUUAUAUGAAAAUAGAAAUAUGUGGUUCUUUAGUUAUAAGCAUAAAUUUCUCUGGAGAGAAAAAAAAAUCGCACAAGGAACAUGCCAGUAAUUUACUAUUCCAACUUUACUGCACCAGGAAAUGCAUUUCGGGCCUUCUGCCCCUCCUGGGACCUUUAUUCCAUCUCUCUGACUAUUUUUUAAAAUAACGUUAGUGACCACUGGAUGAAUCAACUUUGUGAAUCAACUGAUAUAUAAAAUUGAAAUUAAAAUAAAGUUAACAUACAACUUUACCUGUAUA
Centruroides sculpturatus (bark scorpion) is the source of this 2357-nucleotide messenger RNA. Its product is annotated as integrator complex subunit 9-like. NCBI's taxonomy places the organism in Eukaryota, Metazoa, Arthropoda, Arachnida, Scorpiones, Buthidae. The transcript is spliced from 19 exons. Gene Ontology annotation, cellular component: integrator complex. Bases 96 to 1886 code for a protein of 596 amino acids. Gene Ontology annotation, biological process: snRNA processing. The record is from RefSeq and is a predicted model, not a curated record.